AUGAUCGUCCGCAAGGACUACAACUCCCACAGCGCACCGCGCAAAGCGCAGGCGCGGCGGCGAACGUGCGGGCAGGGGCCGCGCGCUGAUUGGCUGCGGUGGUGUUUUCUGAACGCGGUGCGCGCGCAGAGCGUCGCCUUGGCUUCCGGGAAUCGGGGAUGGCGCCGGGGCCUGUUUGUCGCUCCUCCCAGCAGGGAGAAGGUCUUCAGGUGCUUGGAGUGUGGGAAGAGCUUCAGGAAGAGCUCGAGUCUCUUCACCCACCAGCACAUCCACACUGGGGCACGGCCCUACCCAUGUGGGGAAUGUGGGAAGAGCUUCAACUGCAGCUCCCACCUUAUCCAACAUCAGCGCAUCCACACUGAGGAACGGCCCUACACGUGUGAGGAAUGUGGGAAGAGAUUCAGGCAGAGCUCCACCCUCGUCAAGCACCAGCACAUCCACACUGUGCAGAAGCCCUACAAGUGUGGGGAAUGUGGGAAGAGCUUUAGGCAGAGCUCCGAAACGAUCCUACACCAGCGCAUCCACACUAGGCAGAAGCCUUACAAGUGUGGGGAAUGUGGGAAGAGCUUUAGCCAGUGCUUUGAACUGAUCCUACACCAGCGCAUCCACACUGGGGAACGGCCGUAUAUGUGUGGGGAAUGUGGGAAGAGGUUUCAGACCAUCUCACAUCUCCUCAGUCAUGAGCAGACACACACGGAUGAGAGGCCCUUCCUCUGCACCGACUGUGGGAAGAGCUUCAACCGGAACUCCUACCUUGUCACCCACCAGCGCAUUCACACCGGGGAGAGGCCCUACAAGUGUGGGGAGUGUGGGAAGAGCUUCACUGAGAGCUCUAAGUUGACCAGACACCAACGGACUCACCGGUAAGGGAAGAGAAGCCGUCGAGUACCCUGACUGUGGGAAGAGCUUCGGCCGCUGCUUCCACCCCCAAUGAACCCCCUGUUGGUGAGGCAACCCCUGGAGUCCAGUGACUGUCAGUCCAUUCCUUUCGACCAGAA
Molecule: messenger RNA, 998 nt
Organism: Pipra filicauda (Wire-tailed manakin)
Lineage: Eukaryota; Metazoa; Chordata; Aves; Passeriformes; Pipridae
Product: zinc finger protein 239-like
Exons: 2
Coding region: 1-867 (288 amino acids)
Source: RefSeq, a predicted model, not a curated record